Messenger RNA from Cucurbita moschata (crookneck pumpkin), 2013 nucleotides. Its product is annotated as cysteine protease ATG4-like. The coding region runs from base 244 to 1695 and encodes 483 amino acids. Gene Ontology annotation, molecular function: protein-phosphatidylethanolamide deconjugating activity. The record is from RefSeq and is a predicted model, not a curated record. The transcript has 9 exons. NCBI's taxonomy places the organism in Eukaryota, Viridiplantae, Streptophyta, Magnoliopsida, Cucurbitales, Cucurbitaceae.
AGCUUCAAUAAUGAAUCCUAAUUCCCCCAUUGACGUUGAUUUAACCCAGUUUUUAUAUACUGGGAAGCUGAUCGCCUACGCAAUUACAAUCAAUUCUUAAUCCCUCGUGCUUGAAGCCGCACAAUUUUGUGAAAUUGGGAACCCAAUUGAUAGCGAAUAUCUACUUUGAUUGCUUGCUUGGAGGCUCUUGCGCUGAAUAGAGGAUGCUGGAUUCUAACGCCUUCAGAAGGUAAUGAAGGGUUCAUGGGAAGGGGGAAAGAUCUGAAUUCAACAUGCUCUUCUGCAAGUACAACUGAUAGUAUAGAUAGAACUCAGCAAUCUGUUUGUCCAGAGUUAGGGUCUAAAGAUCACGUAUCCUCCAAAGCCUCCUUAUGGUCAAGCUUCCUUACAUCUACUUUAACAAUCUUUGAACAUCACAAAGAGCCCUCUGUUAGUGAAAAGAAGACAUUUCAUUCUCGACAAAAUGUCUGGACAACUGUAAGAAAAGUUAUGACUAGUGGCUCAAUGAGGAGACUUCAGGAGCGCAUAUUGGGUUCUCACAGGAGUGGUGUCUAUAGCUCCGGCGGUGAUAUAUGGCUUCUUGGUGUGUGCCAUAAAAUUUCCCAGGAUCAGGCUCCUGAUGAUGUUACUAGCAAUGGUGCAGCAGGAUUCGAGCUAGAUUUUUCAUCUAGAAUUCUGAUUACCUAUCGUAAAGGUUUCAAUGUUAUUCAAGACUCAAAAUACACCAGUGAUGUAAAUUGGGGCUGCAUGCUAAGAAGCAGUCAAAUGCUUGUUGCUCAGGCAUUACUUUUUCAUAGAUUAGGAAGAUCUUGGAGAAAGACUUCUCGGAAGCCAUUGGAUAAAGAAUAUGUUGAAAUUUUGCACCUUUUUGGUGACUCGGAGAAGUCAGCAUUUUCAAUCCAUAAUAUUCUUCAGGCAGGAAGGGCCUAUGACCUUGCUGCUGGGUCAUGGGUGGGACCUUAUGCGAUGUGUAGGUCAUGGGAGACUCUUGUCCGCUUAAAGAGGGAGACCCCUAAUCUCCAAGACCAGCAACUCCCAAUGGCCAUUUACAUUGUUUCUGGAGACGAGGACGGAGAGAGAGGUGGUGCUCCAGUUUUAUACAUUGAUGAUGCCUCAAGACAUUGUUUUGAGUUUUCAAAAGGCCAACUUGAUUGGACCCCCAUUCUUUUAUUAGUUCCUUUGGUUCUUGGACUUGAAAAAAUCAAUCCAAGGUACAUCCUAUCAUUGAAAACGACAUUUACCUUUCCUCAAAGCCUCGGGAUCUUGGGAGGGAAGCCCAGUGUUUCAACAUACAUUGUGGGUGUUCAAGAUGAAAAUGCCUUUUAUCUUGAUCCACAUGAAGUUCAGCAGGUAGUUAAUAUUGAUAAGGAUGACCUAGACGCAGAUACUUCCUCUUAUCACUGCAAUGUUAUCCGGCACAUCCCCUUAGAAUCCAUGGAUCCUUCUCUAGCAAUUGGAUUUUAUUGUCGAGACAAAGAUGAUUUCGACGAUUUCUGUUAUCGGGCAUCGAAGUUGGCAGACAAGUCGGAUGGAGCGCCAUUGUUUACAGUUGCUGAAACACAUUCCACGAAUUCAGGGAGACACGGCAAUGCAUUGGAUAACUGUAGUAGGUUAGUGGAGGACGAUACUGAUGGCGUGGUGCACAUGCCGAACGAAGAGGAGGAGGCACAUGAGGACGACUGGCAAUUUCUUUGAUGAAAAUAGAACCUGUUUGGGAAUCUGGCAAAGGGAUGGUAUCCUUCCUUGAUUAUUGCUCCAGGCUUGCUUCCCAAGUUCCCCUGAGCUUUGUUGGUAAUAGGAUUGAAAUGGGGGGAGAUGCCCAAAAUAUGUCAAAUGUUUUAGUUUCUGUAGUGUUACUUUUGCAAAGGUGUUGAGUUAUUUGGAUCCUUAUUUGUUGAAUUGUUUAUUCUUGGUCCGCUUUCGUCUGAAGUUAUACAUUCGUGUGUGUAUAAUAAUGAGGUUCAAUUCAAAUUCAUAAAUGAAUUAUCAAUGCUCCGAUUCUUCCACUGCAAA